Molecule: messenger RNA, 936 nt
Organism: Chenopodium quinoa (quinoa)
Lineage: Eukaryota; Viridiplantae; Streptophyta; Magnoliopsida; Caryophyllales; Amaranthaceae
Product: probable F-box protein At5g47300
Exons: 1
Coding region: 1-936 (311 amino acids)
Source: RefSeq, a predicted model, not a curated record
AUGGAAUGCUACAAAAGUAUAGUUUAUAGUAUCGACACAUUCAGAAAAAUUGAUGAAAUAUUUAAAACUCCUGAUAAGUGUGUUGUAAUAUGGAGCUCUUAUGGAUUAAUUGUGAUGCAUGCAUUUUAUGAAAUUACGCCGGAGGAGGAUGAGAUGGUAUAUUAUAAUCCCUCUAUUCGAAAGUAUUGGUCGAUCCCCCCUUGUCCUUGUUUCACUUUGAUAUUUCGGCCAGGUUUCGCCCUGUCUACUAAUGAUUAUAAGGUUGUUGCUUUUGAUUACUCUGAGUUUUCGAUAGUGAUUUACUCAUCAAAUGAUAACCUUUGGAGGAUCAAAGAUAGGUCGGAUGCUCACGUUCGAGGCCUUUUAAGUUAUAAUGACGGGGAUGAAUUUUAUUGUAAGGGUUCUAUGUACUGGUUAGGCUUUGAAAAGGAUAAACCUCGUGGCGUACAUAAUCAUCUUGUAUCGUUCGAUUAUGAUUCCGAGGAAUUCAUCUUUGUGGAUUUGCCUGAUGCUCUUAGACAACCAGGUCUAGUUAAAAUUAAUUUUGUCCUUGGUGAGUCUAUAGCAAUUUUCGCUAUGUCUUCGGAUCGUGCCUGCAUAUGGGUUUUGGUCGAAUAUGGUGGGGAUAAAUCUAAAUCAUGGCGGCUGUGGUAUACUGGAGAUUCAAAUUCAAAAGCUCUUCAGUUUCUUACAACAAGUAUUCGUACCAAGAUUUUUGAUGUUGAUAAGAAUACAUUUUUCGUAUUUAAUAGAGAUAGAUUGUAUUCUUAUAACUUCAGAAGUCACCGGAUACAACAUUUGGAAGAUUAUAAUGAUGGUCAUAUGUAUUUUGACAUUUAUAUGGAGAGCUUAGUACUGCACAAGCGAAACCAAAGGAAGAUUUUGACGUACCAUGAUGAGGAUGGUGAUGAAAGAACAAAAUUGGUCCGUGUUUAG